This is a messenger RNA of Drosophila ananassae, 547 nucleotides long. Its product is annotated as essential MCU regulator, mitochondrial. The record is from RefSeq and is a predicted model, not a curated record. The transcript has a single exon. Gene Ontology annotation, biological process: mitochondrial calcium ion homeostasis; calcium import into the mitochondrion. Lineage: Eukaryota; Metazoa; Arthropoda; Insecta; Diptera; Drosophilidae. Gene Ontology annotation, cellular component: uniplex complex. Bases 101 to 298 code for a protein of 65 amino acids.
UUUUUGGUUGGAGAAAGUCUUGACAUUUCCAUCAGAAAAUGUUGUAUAUCAUUUCAUAAAAAAUAAAAUAAAAACACCACCUCUCUCAAAAAUAUUGAACAUGCCUUAUGGUCGCAAUGAUCAACACAUUGACUAUAUCGAAGUGAGGGGUGCUCACAGGCGGGACAAAUAUUCGCGAAUUGGUCUAAUGGUCACGAUCAUACCAGGUAUUUUAUUGGGUGGUUAUAUUGGCAAGAAACUGGCUCAUUUCCUUGAAAUCUGCAAUUUGUUCACGCCCGAUAUUGUGGAUGACGACUAAAGCCAAUGUGGCACAGUAAAAACUGAUGUGGCAUGAUAAAGUUUUAGAAUUGGGAGCAAGCCUGUUCCACAUCCUGUUCUUAUAUAUGCUAAUGUGUCACACCAAACAUGCCAACGGGAUGCUGCGAAAUAUUUGUUCCCCAAUAUACCAACUAGAGUAAAGCCAAAGACACGCGAACAUGUAUAUAUUUAAACAUCCAAAAUCUUAAGUUGUGAAUAACUUCGUAAUAAAUUUUAUAAAUUUAGUUUA